Cottoperca gobio is the source of this 3513-nucleotide messenger RNA. Its product is annotated as kinesin-like protein KIF2A. Gene Ontology annotation, cellular component: microtubule. Gene Ontology annotation, molecular function: ATP binding; microtubule motor activity; microtubule binding. The transcript is spliced from 22 exons. Gene Ontology annotation, biological process: microtubule-based movement; microtubule depolymerization. Bases 383 to 2677 code for a protein of 764 amino acids. The record is from RefSeq and is a predicted model, not a curated record. Lineage: Eukaryota; Metazoa; Chordata; Actinopteri; Perciformes; Bovichtidae.
AAGGUGCAAUAUUCUAUUUAAAGUGUAGAAUAAGUGUAAAGUAACACAAACUGGAAAGUAAUACUCAAAUAAAGUACAAGUGCUUUUUGCACUUGAGUAAAUGUAGCCUACACAUAUUCUUAGUAGUACUACUAUUACUAGGAGUUCUUAUUACUACUACUCACAUCGAGGCAGGGAUUGCACAUUUUUCCUGAUUUUAUUUUGAAAAAUGCCGGACAUGAAAUACUGUUCUAUGCUUGCUAGCUACGUAAUGCUAGCUCAUUCUGUUGCCUCUCCUGCAUCUUCCUCCCCGACCAAAGACAGCCAAACACAAGACGCUGCAUUUACCCGGUUCAUUAUAAGUCUGUAGUCCUGUUUCUGUUAUUUGUUUAAGUAAUGUAGAAUGGCGUCGUGUUUUGGGAAGAUUGUCGUUGGUACUUAUGUGGAGAUAAAGCGCAGUGAUGGACGUAUACACCAGGCAAUGGUGACCUCGCUGAAUGAGGACAAUGAGAGCGUCACAGUGGAGUGGAUAGAAAAUGGAGACACUAAAGGGAAAGAGAUUGACUUGGAGAGUAUAUUUGCACUUAACCCAGAUGUGGCUCCAGAUGAGGAACUUGCCCCCAGUCCAGAGACUCCACCCCCACCUACACCCACAUGUGUGAAGGUCAACAAAAUUGCUAAGAACCGUCGGACCAUAGCACCUAUAAAGAAUGACACUCCGUCCAGAGAUAACAGAGUGAUUCCAACCCGGGCCAGACAACCUCAGCCUCCACCACCAGAGCCUGCACCCCCACCACCACCACCACCCCCAUCUCUGCAGCCUACACAGCUCACUCAAGCUCAAACACAACAGCAACUGCAGAAUGAAUCCUCACAUCAUCCACUAUCCAGAAAGGAGCUUGGACAGCUUUCAAGGAGGAAGUCAAACUGCGUGAAGGAGGUUGAGAAGCUGCAGGAGAAGAGGGAGAGGCGCCGGAUUCAGCAACAGGAGCUCAGGGAGAAGAGAGCUCAGGAGGUGGAUACCACCAUCCCUAACUAUGAGAUCAUGUACAUGAUCCGAGACUUCCGAGCCAGUCUAGACUACCGGCCCCUGACCACAGCAGAUCUGAUUGAAGAACACAGAAUAUGCGUUUGUGUGAGGAAGCGUCCACUCAACAAGAAAGAGUUGGCCAUGAAGGAUUUGGAUGUGAUCACCAUCCCCAGUAAAGACGUGGUGAUGGUUCAUGAACCUAAACAGAAAGUGGACCUGACCCGCUACCUGGAGAACCAGACCUUCCGCUUUGACUACGCCUUUGAUGACAGCACCACCAAUGAGAUGGUUUACAGGUUCACUGCCAGACCUCUAGUGGAGACCAUUUUCGAGAGAGGCAUGGCCACGUGCUUUGCUUACGGGCAGACAGGCAGUGGAAAAACACAUACUAUGGGUGGAGAUUUCUCUGGGAAGAAUCAAGACUGCGCUAAAGGAGUUUAUGCAUUAGCUGCUCGGGAUGUAUUUCUCAUGUUGAAGAAACCCAACUACAAGAAGUUAGAUCUACAAGUGUACGCAACCUUCUUUGAAAUCUACAGCGGAAAGGUGUUUGACCUUCUGAACCGUAAAACUAAGCUGAGGGUGCUGGAGGACGGGAAACAGCAAGUGCAGGUUGUGGGACUUCAGGAGAAGGAUGUCAAGUGCACAGAGGAGGUCUUGAAACUCAUAGAAGUGGGCAACAGCUGCAGAACAUCAGGGCAGACAUCAGCCAACGCCCACUCAUCUCGCAGCCACGCCGUUUUCCAGAUAAUUCUUCGCAGGAAGGGGAAGAUGCACGGCAAGUUCUCCCUCAUCGACCUCGCAGGUAACGAGAGAGGGGCUGAUACAUCGAGUGCUGACCGCCAAACUCGCCUGGAGGGAGCAGAGAUCAACAAAAGCCUGCUCGCCCUAAAGGAGUGUAUCAGGGCUCUUGGCCGUAACAAGCCUCACACUCCAUUCAGGGCCAGUAAGCUCACCCAGGUCCUGAGGGACUCUUUCAUCGGGGAGAAUUCACGCACGUGCAUGAUUGCAACAAUUUCUCCUGGUAUGACAUCCUGCGAGAAUACCCUCAACACACUACGCUACGCCAACAGAGUGAAGGAGUUUGGGAUUAGUCCGUCGGACAUCCCCUUCUCUCAGGGCGGUCAGGGCAGUCGCUCUGAGCUCUCGCCUACCAAUACCUUUGAGUAUGAUGACUUUGCUGCUACCUCUCCCAGCAGGGUGAAGGAGCUGUCGGUGGAUGCCAACCAAGGGAUGGAUGGGGGUCGACCCAACAUCCACGCUGUCAACCAGCUGGAACUUCUGGACGGGGACUGGCUGAGUAUUUCGCCGCAGAGAGACGACCUCAAACUGCUCUGUGAGCAGAAUGAGGAGGAAGUGUCUCCCCAGCUAUUUACCUUCCACGAGGCAGUGUCUCAGUUAGUGGAGAUGGAGGAGCAGGUCCUGGAGGACCACCGAGCUGUUUUCCAGGAGUCUAUCCGGUGGUUAGAAGAUGAAAAGGUGCUGCUGGAGAUGACGGAGGAGGUGGAUUAUGACGUGGAGUCGUACGCUACUCAACUGGAGCAGAUUCUUGACCAGAAGAUAGAAAUCCUCACUGAGCUCCGAGAUAAAGUGAAGUCAUUCCGCUCUACACUCCAUGAGGAGGAGCAAGCCAGUAAGCAGAUCAAUCCCAAGAGGACACGUGCUCUUUAGAGACUGAAGAGUUUAAGUGGCACAUACGGAAGCAUAACCACUAGAUGUUCGGCACAACUCGAGCUGUCUCUAGCAGCUGUGAAAAUACGAAUAAAAGGACUGUCUGAUGUACCAACAGGCUCAAGGAAUUGCAUUUGUUAUGAUCCCUCUCCUUACAAAACUCUGUUCACUCACUAUGGUCUCGUUAGAAAACUUAGGAAGGAAAACGUUUUAUUUCCUUCGUGGAGAAUGUCUAGUCUCCCCUCUGUCCUUUUUAAAUUAUUUUCUUUUAUACUUGUGUGUACUUUCUUUGAACAGAAUAUUUCUGACCUGGUUUCAGAAGAGAUAUUAUUUGAACAUGUUUUUAAGGUUUACCGCACAAAACCAGUGUUUGAGUUUUGUUUUCCCUGGCUGACAUAUCUGCAUGUGCACUCUGUGAUAGCGUAUGUACGCCACUGUCCACGGUUUUCAUGCUUUUUUGAUCCUCAGUUAGCAUUGUACAGUCAUCUCAUUGAAAGCGGUCUCUUAUCUGUUUUCCUUCCUUCUCAGAGCUUUUACCAGUUUGGAAGAAGCCUUUAACCCCACUGCUUCUUCCUUUGUUUCUUUCCUUGUGCCCCUGAGAGGUUUUUACAUGUAGUUUGCUUCAGUCUGUGCCAUGUCGCUCUGUGGCAACCGACUCUAAAACGUACCUAAUGUAAACAUGUUUUCCACCCGUUUAACACUUUGUUAUAAAACUGAAACUAGAAAAAACGGUUAAUGUAUAGUGAAGACCGCUGAUCCUCCAUCAGUUAUGUUUCUCAGUGUUUGCACCGGAUGUAAUGCUGGAUGAAGUAAUAAAGAUUCAUGUUUCAUUGAAA